AUGGCACAAAGGUCCUUAAACUCUUUCUUUCAAAAACUGCCUAAAUCAGAUGCUACUUCAUCCAGCAACGAGCCAACUCCGUUAUCUAUAUCUAUUGAAAGCACAACGACGUUAACUGCAAAACCUGUAAAUGAACAAACUGGCGGUGCAGAAAAGCAUAUUUGCGAAGAAAGACCAUUAAGAAYCAUUAAGACCAUUGAGAAUCCAAACCAGCCAUCAAGUAACUACAAAUUCCCCAAAACAAAGUUUGGCGGCCAAGACCGUUCAGCACAAUGCUCGUGGUUUAACCAAUACCCAUGGUUACAUUACAACCAAAGUGAARAUUCACUUUAUUGCUACAUUUGCGCUAAUCAAUAUCACAAAGGUAACUUAAAAUGUAGUGCAAACAUUGAUCAGGCAUUCAYGACAAGAGGUUUUUCAAAUUGGAAAAAGGCAUUAUCGAAAUUUAAAACUCAUCAAGCUUCACAGUGUCACACUACAUCUGUAGAACUUGAACUCGUUAUUCCAAAGACAAACCAUGAUAUUAUAGAUUGGAACAAUAAAAACUCUCAAAAAGUUAGAGAAGAGAAUCGACGUUGCUUAGCCAUUAUAAUAGAGUCGUUGCAAUACCUGACAAGACARGRAAUACCAAUAAGAGGUCACAAUGACAGUGACUCAAACUUUCUUCAACUUCUAAAACUCCGGGCUAGAGAUGUUAGUGCCUUGGAUAGCUGGAUAAAGAACAGAACAAAAAACUACUUAAGCCACGCAGUUCAAAAUKAACUGUUGCAACUCAUGUCGGCCCAAGUACUUCGAGAUUUAAUUCAGGACAUCGGAAACAACUACUUCUCCAUAAUCUGUGAUGAGUAUACAGAUAUCAGCAAUAAAGAACAAUUAACUGUUUGUCUUCGAUGGGUUGACGACGACAUGAAUGCUUAUGAAGACUUCCUUGGAUUUUAUCAAAUCCCGGACAUAAGUGCAAAUACAAUAACGUCAGUUAUUAAGGAUAGUCUCUAG
This is a messenger RNA of Exaiptasia diaphana, 996 nucleotides long. RefSeq names its product zinc finger MYM-type protein 1-like. Lineage: Eukaryota; Metazoa; Cnidaria; Anthozoa; Actiniaria; Aiptasiidae. The transcript has a single exon. Bases 1 to 996 code for a protein of 331 amino acids. The record is from RefSeq and is a predicted model, not a curated record.